CACAGGUGAUCUGGGACUGUUGAUCCCGGGUUCGUCCCACUGCGCCUGCGUCCCGCGGCACGCUGAGAGACAAACAGAGCAGCUAUUGUUAGCCGAGGACCAGCCAGCAGGUUGUGUCAGAGUUUAUCCCGACCCACAACUCCAACCACCACCACCACCACCACCACCUACCUGCUGAAUAUUCACGCCAUUAAUUCACACAGAGCGACACUGUCGAAGAAGUCAAAUCUGAGCUGAGUGUUUUGGGGACAGGUGAGGAAAGGAAAGAAGGAAGUAAACACGACCGCCGGGACUGGAACUCAACAGGUUGGAUACUUCAAUGUUAUAGCAGAGGGUCGGACUUUUUUUAUUCUUAUAAAUUUCCACUAACAAAAAACAACAACAGAAGAAAAAAAGAGAAAAGAAAAUGCCGCUGGGACCAUGGAGGAAGAAAAACAAAUCGACGAAGGAGCAUUUGGUGGAAAACGAGGAGGUCAGCGGCGGACACGCAGGUGUCGGCAGCUUGAGUAAAUCCACCGUGAACGGAGCCGGGCUGCCGCCUCCACCUGCCAACCAGCGGCCCAAGCUGGUCUUCCACACGCAGCUGGCUCACGGAAGCCCCACGGGCAGGAUCGAGGGAUUUUCUAACGUGAAAGAGUUGUACGCGAAAAUAGCAGAGGCGUUUAAUAUAACCCCACCUGAGAUUCUGUUCUGCACCCUCAACACCCACAAGAUCGACAUGGACAAGCUGCUCGGGGGUCAGAUAGGCCUGGAGGAUUUCAUUUUCGCCCACAUCAAAGGGAUCAGGAAGGAGGUGGAGGUGUAUAAAUCCGAAGAAGCUCUCGGCCUCACCAUCACCGACAACGGAGCGGGAUACGCUUUUAUUAAGCGUAUCAAAGAAGGCAGCGUUGUGGACGGGGUGAAGGUGAUCAACGUGGGCGACCACGUGGAGUGCAUCAACGGACGUAACAUCGUCGGGACGCGGCAUUAUGAGGUCGCCUGCAUGCUUAAAGAGCUGCCCAAAGACAAGUCCUUCACCCUCAAACUGGUCGAGCCCAUGAAGUCCUUUGAAAUGCUUGAGCCCAGGUCAAAAGGUGCCAAACCUGCCAGUGAAAACAAGAUCGGCACAGGAAGGGGGACCCUGAGACUUCGCUCCAAGGGCCCGGCUACUGUAGAGGAGGAGCCGACAGAAUUCGAGGAGAAGGCGAUAAAGAAAGUGGAUGACCUCCUGGAGAGCUACAUGGGCAUCAGAGACACUGAACUUGCUGCUACGAUGGUCGAGGUCGGCCGGGACAAGAAGAAUCCGGACGAGUUCGCCAUGGCGUUGGACGAGACCCUCGGAGACUUUGCCUUUCCCGAUGAGUUUGUCUUUGACGUCUGGGGCGCCAUUGGAGACGCCAAGCAGGGAAGAUUUUAAUUUUGCUCCAGCCUCCUCCCCUCCAAACACACACACAUACACACACAAACACAAACACACACACUCCCUCCUUCCCUCAAUCCCCCUCUUAAUAUCCUCAGAAGCAAACUGGACAAACUUCCAACCUGCUCAAGCGGACGCAGAUGAAGUGUUCACAGGUUUAGGAUGGAGCGCCUUAAAGCGUCAAGCGGGUUUUUACAGAUGGAAGUUAACAUUUCAGCGUUUCAGUGUAAUCUUGUAAAGAUAUCCAUGAAAUGUGGAAUGCAGUUUUUUAACACUGGACCUGCCUCCUGCGGUCUGCGAUGAAUUCCAGAUGUCGUAUAAACCCGUUUGAGACACGAUGUAGCUGCAUCCUAAAAGCUCAUGAUGCUGUUCUACUGUCUAGUCGACAGUGGUCUAUCACACUGGUUAUGAAAUGGUAUGUGCACAACUUUAAAAUUUUAAAACAAUCACCUGGUUUUUAAUCACACUUUAUAGCUGUGUCAUUUUGAAUAUUCAGAUGUAUCACACAGCUUUUUAUAGGCUUUUUUUUAUAUAUAUAUAUGUGAAAGUGCUGCUGAUUUUACAGCAGCAGCAUUGUGUAAUUAGUGUAAUUAUAGUGAUCGUAGCAAUAUUUUCUCUCUUAUUUCCCCUCCCGUCUUUUAAAGUCUUUUAAACGACCUCACGAUGUUGGAGCUUUUUUGGCCGUGUUCACACAUCGCUAAUGUUUGUUUACUUUGUGAUUUUCUUAAAGACUCUUCUUCUCUAACGCUCAGAGACAGAGAGUUUGUUUAUGCCUUUAGCAAAGUUCGACUCAUCACACCAACAUUCCUUACGUUUCUCAUGUUGUUAUAGUCUGUUAACGUCACAUUAAUUAGAAAUGGACGCUUGUUUUUUUUUCUUCCUCCCUGUAAUUUAUUUUAUCAUGAAAAUCAUAUGCUGUAAGACAUUUUUACACUGAGACGUGGCUCGCCCUUUCUUUCCUGAAUAAGCCAUUUUGAACGCUGGGUUUGGGAUCACUCGCAAUCCGACGUCUUAAACAAAUGCACUCGCAUUAAUGUAACUGCACUAUUUAAAAAUCACUGUCAAACUGAUGUUUUAAAUAGCGACUUGAUUCGUGUCAUCUACUGAUAACUGUUGUAACAGUUGCAUAUUGUUUGACGGAAAACCAUAAGGGAUCACUAUUGUUGGAUAGACAAUAAAAUCUACUGUUAUUUACAGCCGUGUCUGGCUCACCGAUGUAAUAACCAAUAAACACAAAACGACUCAGUACAACAAACUUUUAUUUCGCACACUUGGCUGUGUACAUGUAUAAAAUACAUCAAGACACUUAACCCAAUGUUUUUCAUCCCUCAUUCAAAGAGUUUUAAAAAGAACCGAGUGUCACUUCACGAGCAGCAAAACAGAGAACAGGAGAAAACAAGUAUGUAGAUAUAGAUAUUACGGUAAUUAUAGGAUUAAAUGAAGAAUUAAUUAUUUUUAAAGACAGUGGAGAAGAGAAAAUCAGAAGUACAGUCCAUGUUGUUGCAGUUCAUGGUAAAUAUUGUCACAGAUACUGUAGAGGAUCUUUGGAAGCACAUCACUGAAGGUGUUAAAUUAUUUAUCUUGACUGAUGUGAAAUACUGUAUCGUUGCUGUCAGUGCAGGGGAAACAUAACUCUACUGGUUAAAAUGAAUUUCACAGUCGUCUACAGCAUGAAAAAGAACUUUCAUGGAUUAAAAAAAAAAAAUGACAUGUGGAGAACUUGGCAAGCAAAUGAGUUAAUAACAGUUAACCUGGCUAUCGUGAGUUAGUUAUAUCCUCUACAGACAGUAAGUACAGUACAUGGCAUUUAAUUAUCAGUAGAUUAUCAAUAUACAGGUCGUAAAACAAAGACAGGGAGACGUCGUCGUAGGGG
Larimichthys crocea (large yellow croaker) is the source of this 3272-nucleotide messenger RNA. It is a transcript of the gene gipc2, whose product is annotated as GIPC PDZ domain containing family, member 2. The transcript has 6 exons. Gene Ontology annotation, molecular function: protein binding. The coding region runs from base 407 to 1396 and encodes 329 amino acids. Lineage: Eukaryota; Metazoa; Chordata; Actinopteri; Sciaenidae. The record is from RefSeq and is a predicted model, not a curated record.